AUGACGAUAAGAAACUCAAACGUCUACGAAGACCACUCCCUCGGCCUUUAUACAGAGGAUCUAUCUUGGACUGCGCAGCACGAUGAGGCACAACCAAUCGAAAAGAAGCAAAUCGAAAACCUCACCACAACCACCACGGACAAUCGCAUUAUCUCCGGCUUCAGACGAACCGUCGCACUUUCCCGCGGCCGCCAUCCGAGUCAUCAGCUAAGUCCACAUGGACACGUCAAGUCUUCAUCCGGCAGUAGCUGCGCAGUCAACUUGGACACGACCUGUGGCUCAUUGGAAUAG
Messenger RNA from Exophiala aquamarina CBS 119918, 291 nucleotides. RefSeq lists its product as uncharacterized. The transcript has a single exon. The record is from RefSeq and is a predicted model, not a curated record. Lineage: Eukaryota; Fungi; Ascomycota; Eurotiomycetes; Chaetothyriales; Herpotrichiellaceae. Bases 1 to 291 code for a protein of 96 amino acids.